Messenger RNA from Cynoglossus semilaevis (tongue sole), 1320 nucleotides. RefSeq names its product pyridoxamine 5'-phosphate oxidase (gene pnpo). The coding region runs from base 16 to 858 and encodes 280 amino acids. Gene Ontology annotation, molecular function: FMN binding; pyridoxamine phosphate oxidase activity. Lineage: Eukaryota; Metazoa; Chordata; Actinopteri; Pleuronectiformes; Cynoglossidae. Gene Ontology annotation, biological process: pyridoxine biosynthetic process; pyridoxal 5'-phosphate biosynthetic process. The record is from RefSeq and is a predicted model, not a curated record. The transcript is spliced from 7 exons.
GUCACACGGACAAGUAUGAAGCGCAAACUCAGUAGCCAUGUUUUCGGUUACAUCUGUUUUUAUUGGGGGAGAAGCCCCUCGGUUUGUGCCGGUUUUCCUCUGACUGCGACUCAUCGUAACGUUUUUGCGUCGCACUUCUGCACAAAAUCCACGUUGGACAGAAACAACAUGGAUCUAAGUAACAUGAGGAAGAAAUACAAAGGAGACGAAGAGUGUUUUAAAGAAAGCCAGCUGGUGUCUUUGGACCCCAUUGAGCAGUUUGGAAACUGGUUUGAAAAAGCCACAAAGUGCCCCGAAAUUUUAGAGGCCAACGCUAUGUGCAUCGCCACUGCUACUAAGGAAGGACGUCCGUCUGCUCGCAUGGUCCUGUUGAAAGGCUACAGCAGUGAGGGUUUCCGCUUCUUCAGCAACUAUGAGAGCAGAAAAGGCGCUGAGCUGGAGACAAAUCCGUUUGCGUCCCUGGUCUUCUACUGGGAACCACUAAACCUGCAGGUUCGCAUUGAAGGAACUGUGGAACAAUUGCCCUACCAGGUCUCCUGCGAAUACUUCCGCUCUCGACCAAAGAGCAGCCAGAUUGGAGCUGCUGUCAGUCGACAAAGCAGUGCUGUUCCUAACAGAGAAUAUUUAACACAGAAGAAAACAGAGCUGGAAGAGAAGUACAAGAACAGCGAGGUUCCUAUGCCAGACUUCUGGGGCGGCUACAUUGUCAAGCCUGAUUGCAUUGAGUUCUGGCAGGGCCAAACAGACAGACUUCAUGACCGCAUUGUCUUCACUAAACGGAAGGAAGGAGAGUGUGAGCUGGGAGACUUUCAGCACGCUGCAGCGGGAGACUGGGUGUAUCAACGGCUGUCUCCAUGAGACAGCUGAGUGUCGUGCACUCAUCAGGCUGUAGUUAAAUAAUGAUUAAACAUAUGGUAGUUAUUUAUUUAACAGCAGUUGUGUUGACCUUGGGACCAGAAAAGUGUCAUUUCCAGGAGGUUUCAUCAACACUUCAAGCAAUAUGUCACCAAACUAUUGUGAGACCUCAGUUAAAUUGCACUCAUUAUGUGAUGUGCCAACUGUGGCAAUGGAUUUUCUUGAAGUAAUUAUACUAGUAGAACUGAUGGUGUCAUUUGUGCCAAGUAUAUUGUGUGUCUUGUACCACAUUAGAAGGAUAUAGUAAUAUUUUUUUAAAUAAAUGGUAGAACUUCGAUUCGCUGUGGGAUCACGAUUUGUAACCAAUUUCAUUUUGAGGCCAGCAGAGGUCAGCAAUACAAUACUUAGAAACGGUGUCACUCACAAUUGAAAAGAGCAGUACCUCAAAAUAAAAGAAUAAAGAAA